CGUCGCCGCCCAUCGCAGAUCGGGGCGCCGUUGGCGUCGUCAGAGCGUUUCUGUUUUGUUUUGGUUUGAGCGAAUGUUCGCGUCGGCCGCAGACUAACCGGAAGCGACUUUAUUCUUCGACGCGCUUCGAGACUAUCGCCUCUGUUUACGUUUACAAUUGUAUCCGGUUAUCGGUUUACCAGCGGUCCAUCAUGAAGUGUUUUGUUAUAAGUUGCAAAAAUGAUUUCCGUUCCAGCCGGAAGACGGCAUAUUCAAAGCAUCGAUUUCCGUGUGAUUUGGAACGCCGGAUGGAAUGGCUCGAAGUGUUCGCUCGGGCCGAAAAUAGGCAAAUCGACGCCGCAACGAUAAACUUUAGAACAGUUCGGGUGUGUUCGGAUCACUUUCCGGAAAGUGAUUUUCUUGAACGAAAUGGGAAAUAUAGGCUGCACGAUGAAGCAACUCCUUCAUUGUUCGGUGAAGAAGCUCUGAGAAAAGGAAAGCAAUGUGCUGCGCAGAGAUUCAGAAGCAAAUGUGAAGAUUUGCCGCAAAGCAUCCCCCAGCCAGUCAAGACAAAGAAAUGUCCCGUAACAGCCCAACAGGAGACGAUGAAGCUGAUUAACGGUGUACUGGGUUGCAUCGGGAAUCAGGAUCACGAUAGAUCCUCGCCCGAAGGUGCCACUGUAUUCCGGUUGGAGAAAUUUCCACAGGUUUGUCGUUUGUGUCUGAAGGCGCCGAAAUCCGAAACAGAAGUGAUGGUUUCGAUCUACGCAACUGAUUACCUGUUGGAUGAUAUCAGCGUCGGUCAGUUUAUAUCAGAGAUUCUACCGGCGGAGGCCACUCUGGAUCAGAGCUACCAACCAUUUCUACCAUUAUCGGUGUGCGUGGAAUGCAUGGACAUUUUGAAGUUCUUUGCCAAAUUUCGGCGCAAAAUUACGAUCGUCCAUUCGCUCAUGAACUCGUUGGUCGAAUUGAAGCAGCACGGCAAUUCCGAUCCGAUCGUCGAUCUCUUUAACAAUCAAUCCGAACCGGUACAAUCGGUCAUCAAGGAUCUUGGCCUGUGCAGGAAGGAUAACUACAGCGUGGAAGAUUUGCUGCAGGAGUUCCCUCGAUACGACUUGGCAUUCUUCGAAGGAUUCACAGUUAAGGAAGAGAUUGAAACUGGCGAAGAGUUGCUGCAACUUCCGGUGGAAUCCAAUGUGAUGUUCGGCGAGGAAUGUACGAUGGAAGAACUGAAUGAACUUACUAACGGGGAUCCGGAUUUGAUGGCACCAAAAACUGUCUUUAAAGCCCAAUACGGCGGGAAAAAACAGGACGAACCGUUGCAGUGUUCCAAAUGCAGUUAUAAAACUUACUAUAAACGAAGUUUUAACACCCAUCAAGCAAAUCACAAAAGGCUAGAGGAGCAAGGGUACCCCUGUAAGGUGUCCGGUUGUGCGAAAGUGUUCGAAUCUCAGAUUGAGCGCAAACGUCAUACCAAACUGGGACACAAGCUGUUGAUCUGCGAUAACUGUGGACUGAAAUGUGCGACGAGAACCUCUUUGAAAAUUCAUAUGGCCCGUCAUCAGCAGAAACUUGAACACGAGUGCCCCUACUGUAAGCAGCGAUACAACACGAAGAACGAUUGGCGAACCCACAUCCGGCACAUGCAUGUGCGCAAAAAAGGUUACCGGUGUGAAACGUGCGACAUGACCUUCCACAGGAAAAGCAUUCUGGACGACCAUAUGAUCUCGCACUUGACCUCCUAUGACUUUCCCUGCACGAUGUGCAACAAGAAGUUCAAAGCAACCAAACAUCUAAAGAAGCACGUCAUGAUCGUCCACGAGGGAGUCCAACUUCCGUGCCGGUACUGCCCGGUAAUGUUCGAUACUACGUACAAGUUGAACAAUCACAUCGAAAGCGUCCAUGGCGUUCAAACGCGGUUCGUGUGCGACGUGUGCGUUCGAACGUUCCCCAGCCAGGAUAAGCUGGACUGUCAUCGGGGGCGGCACGAUAGUCCCCACGAGCUGGAGUGCGCAACGUGUUUGACUCUGUUCGCUUCCAAGGACCUGCUCGCCGAUCAUCCGUGUAUUACGUACAGGGACGACUACAUAUGCUGCGAUCGUGAUCUACGGUACCAUUACAUCUACAACAAACACAUGCUGAUGAAACAUGGUAUCAAAACGAACGUACGGGUGAAGCCAACCCCGGGACUUCUGAUGGGUCAGAUGAGAGCACAAAGGAAACGCAUCGAAACGUGUCCCAAGUGCGAUCAAAUCUUCGCCACCCGGACGCUGAAGAAGCAACACAUGGAAAUCUGUACUUUUACCGGAGACGAAGGCCAACACGGUGGCAAUGGCGGUACGGAAGCCGAGGAAGCCAUGGCAGUCGAAGUUUUGGAGGAAAUGGCCGAUCGUUUUCAGUAAGACUUUUGAUUGAAGAUGAAUGAAUAAAAAUGGUUGUUAAGUUA
This is a messenger RNA of Aedes albopictus (Asian tiger mosquito), 2425 nucleotides long. Its product is annotated as zinc finger protein 878. The transcript has 5 exons. Gene Ontology annotation, biological process: regulation of transcription by RNA polymerase II. Bases 192 to 2381 code for a protein of 729 amino acids. Lineage: Eukaryota; Metazoa; Arthropoda; Insecta; Diptera; Culicidae. Gene Ontology annotation, molecular function: DNA-binding transcription factor activity, RNA polymerase II-specific; RNA polymerase II transcription regulatory region sequence-specific DNA binding; zinc ion binding. The record is from RefSeq and is a predicted model, not a curated record. Gene Ontology annotation, cellular component: nucleus.